Molecule: messenger RNA, 653 nt
Organism: Callorhinus ursinus (northern fur seal)
Lineage: Eukaryota; Metazoa; Chordata; Mammalia; Carnivora; Otariidae
Source: RefSeq, a predicted model, not a curated record
AUGUGCCGUGGCCUUUGGUUCACCCCAGGAAGAGCUGUGUCCCGGAUUGCAGCACCAGGUGCAGUUACGGGGUGCUUGUGUGCCGGCCCGCCUGGCCACACCGCCAACCUGUGUUGUGUGGAAAGUAGCGGGCAGGCGGCCAAUCUGCCUCAGGCUUGCAAGCACAGGCCAUUUCCGAGUCGCAGAGAACGGACCGUGGCCUCAGCCAUGAGCCCGGCAGCUCCAAGCAGUCUCCUUUUGGCCUGCAGCCUGGCCUUCACAGCAUUGUUUACAGCUUCCUGGGAAAUUAAGAUGAAUGACUUCGAGGAGAAGGAUGUUGAUGAAUUCAACUCUAAUGGCUUUAAGUGCCCAACGUGCUUUGCAGUGAUGGGACGAAAGUGUGACAAUGAGCUCAAGUGGUGCACAGCUGAUAAAAUCAAAUGUGUUGAAUUUUCUGGCAUCAUAAACACAGGUAUUAAAGACAUUGCUGUUGAAAUGAAGAAAUGCAUACAAGCAGACCUAUGCAAAGAGAUGAUAACUUAUAUGGGUUUUCCAAUUGCUAACGAGAGUAAAAAUUGCAGAUCAGCCAUCAGAAAUGAGGCAGGAGUCAGACCCCCCACUCCUGUCUUCUUUGUUCUCUUCUUGGAGAAGAUGCUUCAUUGAGCUCCUGCAAG